Molecule: messenger RNA, 3721 nt
Organism: Cololabis saira (Pacific saury)
Lineage: Eukaryota; Metazoa; Chordata; Actinopteri; Beloniformes; Belonidae
Product: versican core protein-like
Exons: 12
Coding region: 1-1989 (662 amino acids)
Biological process (GO): cell adhesion
Molecular function (GO): hyaluronic acid binding; calcium ion binding
Source: RefSeq, a predicted model, not a curated record
AUGAUCCUAAAUAUCAAACAUAUCCUGUGGUUAUAUUAUCUCUGCGAAGCUGCAGCUGCUACAGCCUCCAACAGUUUAGAAAUAAUCAGCCCAGUUUCUGGGUCCCUCGCAGGGAAAGUAAGUCUGCCCUGCUUCUUCUCCAUAAUCACAACUUCAGAACCAUUCAUCAGUCCCAAUGGAACAGCCAUUUAUAAUGAUGACUACUUACGGAUCAAAUGGACCAAAAUAGACGGUCAAGUGGAAUCCACAGUGUUAGUGGCACAAAAUGGGGUCAUCAAGAUUGGCUCAAGUUACAGGAACCGUGUGUCAGUGCCCAGUCACCCUGAAAAUGUUGGUGACGCCUCGUUAACAGUGGUCAAGCUGCGUGCCAGUGAUGCAGGUACUUACCGUUGUGAGGUCAUGUACGGCAUUGAAGACACCCAGGACACAAUUAACCUUGACGUCAGUGGUGUGGUUUUUCACUACCGAUCUAGCACCAGCAGGUAUACUUUCAAUUACCAGACGGCUAUACAAACUUGCCAAGAUGUUGGAGCAACCAUUGCCACCUAUGGCCAGCUGAAAUCCGCAUACGAGGACGGCUUUGACCACUGCGAUGCUGGUUGGCUUGCUGACCAGACAGUGAGAUACCCAAUUAUAAAACCAAGACAGGGCUGCUAUGGAAACCUGAUGACUAAGCCUGGCAUUAGGUCAUAUGGAACCAGGAACCCCACAGAGACCUAUGAUGUGUACUGUUACGUAGACAGGCUUGAUGGUGAAGUCUACUAUGCUCCUGUCAGCCAUAAGAUGACUUUUAAAGAGGCUAGUGAAGAGUGUAAAAAGAGGAAGGCUGUCCUGGCAACCCCCGGCCAGCUCCAUGCCGCUUGGAGACACGGACUGGACAGAUGCGACUAUGGCUGGCUGGCUGAUGGCAGCGUGCGACAUCCUGUUGCAGUACCCAGAACCAAGUGUGGGGGAGGUCUGCUCGGCGUCAGGACCAUGUAUCGCUUCAAAAACCAGACUGGCUUCCCAGAACCUACUAAGAAGCUCGGGGCUUACUGUUUUAAAGGAGUUCAUUCUUGCAUAGAAAACAACUGUCUGAAUGGGGGAUCCUGCUACAAAGAUGGCAGCGUCUCCUCAUGCAGAUGCCCUGCUGGUUACACUGGUCAACGAUGUGAAACAGACAUUGAUGAGUGUCAGUCAAACCCAUGCCACAAUGGAGGCACAUGUGUUGAUGGGCUGGCUUCCUUUACAUGCGUGUGUCUCCCAAGCUACUCUGGGCUGUACUGUGAGAUGGACACAGAAACAUGUGAUUAUGGCUGGCACAAGUUUCAAGGCCACUGCUACAAAUACUUACCCCAGAGGAAAAGCUGGGACUCAGCAGAGCGAGAGUGCCGCAUGCACGGGGCUCAUCUUUCUAGCAUCCUUUCCCACGAAGAGCAACAGUUUGUCAACCGUCUUGGACAGGACUACCAGUGGAUCGGCCUGAAUGAUAAGAUGUUUGACGGCGACUUCCGCUGGACUGAUGGCAGCCCUCUGCAAUAUGAGAACUGGAGGCCGAACCAGCCUGACAGUUUCUUCUCCUCUGGUGAAGACUGCGUCGUGGUCAUAUGGCAUGAGGACGGCCAGUGGAAUGACGUCCCUUGCAACUACCACCUAACCUUCACGUGCAAAAAGGGCACAGUGGCUUGCAGUGAACCUCCGAUGGUGGAGAAUGCAUAUACCUUUGGCAAGAAGCGUGAGCGGUACGAAAUAAACUCUCUGGUGAGGUACCAGUGUCGGACAGGCUUCAUUCAGAGGCAUGUCCCAACCAUCCGUUGCCGUGGGGAUGGACGAUGGGAUAUCCCUAAAAUCACCUGCAUUGACCCAUCGAGCUACAGGAGGACCUUCGUGAGAAGACAUCAGCACAAUAGUCUCUACAGCAUCAACAACUUCAAAAACCGGCAACACAUCGACCAGCAGCGCUACCGGGGAAAAAGGGACAAAACUCACCAUAAAAGGAAAAGGUCGUGAUUUCCACAUGUUUCCUCGAGAGAACAACGUAAGCCUGAUGCCCGUUUGGAGAGAGGGAAAAAGCAAACGCAAAAAAGAAAGUUUUUCCAAGAAACGCAGGAGAUAAGUUGCAGAUUUCUUGCAAUUUGGAUGGCGAUGGAAUCGCAUGAAGUGCCUUUUAGAUGUUGACGCAAGACUUUUCAUAUCUGUUGGUGAUUGUUGUAACAGUUUCAGUGUGGUUUAAAAAAAACUACUUUCAGUUGACUUAUGGAAAAGCAAAGAGUACUAUCUUUAUAUGUGUAUAUUAUUUUCUAACAGCAAAAGUCUUUUCCUCUUUCUUAGCUCAUCAAAUAAUUCAUUCAUAGCUGUUACCUAAUACCUCUGUACACCAACUAUGCCAUUUAUCACUGCAAGUGCUCCUCAUUUACAGGAAGUAAGGUGUUGAAAGAAGCGUUCGUGUUAAAAAAAUCCUGUUAUCCAUCCUGCCGUUUCAGGAAGGGCUACAAGCAGACAUACACGACGGAUGAUCAAGCCCUCAUGUUUUCAGCCAAAGUUCUCUUUGUGAGGAGAUCAAGCUCUGAUUUCUAAGUACACAAACUGCAGUGAUUAUGCAAAGGACCCAUUUCAGAUUACAUUCAAACAAAAUCUAACUUUUAUAUGAAAACUAAUUACAACCCUAAAGUGUUCUAUGUUAGUGAACAGAGGCCCAGAUCAUGUUGUUACACAUGGUUUCAUAGCUUUCUCAGUAGUUACUGAAAUUCCUAAUCUAAUCGAGAAAAUGUAAUUUAAUUUCCUUAUGGAGGCAGCUUUCAAAGAGCCAAAUGACCAGCAUUUAUUAUUUCUGCUCUGAUUAGUGAAUACGAUGUCAAAUGACAUCUUCAUAGAUAGAAAGCUUAAGAGAGAAUCUCAGAAAAUGUUAUCUAAGAAUACUCUCUAAGUACUUAUUGACAAAACCUUUAUUUGGAGGUGAAUAUAGAUGUUAUUCUUUUUUUAAACAGAAGAAGGGAAGUGUGGUUUUGAGUGCAUAACUUACACUCAGUUAAUACAGCAUGUUUACAUGAACUAUUGUGCUGUUUUUAAUCUCUCGCCAGAGUCUGCUGCUGCUUUUCUGUCGUAGCUUAAUAUAUCUUUUCCUACAAUGUUUUCUGACUCGUGCUUUUCUUCACAGAACAAUUCAGUUUUUGUGGUCACUUCAAAUCAGUCAGUGAGUGAAUGUAUAGUAUUUUUUUUUUACGAAAUACUCAGAAAGACUUGAACGUAAGAACUGUUUUGGCAGAGAUGCGUAUAAUUUAUUUUCAAGCUGCUCUUGAUCUCCUCACUUAUUUUUUACUGACAUGAAAAGUAUGAUGCUGUCACUUGACCCAGCAAUGCUCUUCAUGUAUUUUUUUUUUGUGAUUUUUAAGAGGAAACAAGCCACAUUCACAGACUGUUUUAAAAGGAUGCAGUGAAAAUGGAGAAUUACUCAGCAGUAUGAUUGAUUUGCAUGUCUUUUUUACAUAUUCAACAGCAAUCGGUGGUCUGAGAGUCCACAUCAGCAAUGAUCUGCAAUAUUUAUGUCUUGUAUCAUUGGCAAAAUAUUUGUACAUGUGGGUGGUGAUGUGUCUCAGCCAGAUUUUUAAUAGAGAAAUGUCAUUUUUGUGCACAUAAUACAUUUUAUAUUUAUAACUUAAAAAAAAGCAAAAAACAAUUUAUAAUGUGAAUAUCUGGGAUGUUUGUGUUUUUGUAAGGAUCAUUUUUUCCUGCUUUAAGUCAC